UAUCUGCAUUAUUUUUUUUUUCGUCGCUACUGAUCUUAUAAUGAUGAACACAAUAAUUGGUGCUGCAAUUAUUAUAGGACUGCCAUUUCCUGCAGCAUGUACUAUAUUGAAGCUCCUGCAGUGUUGUACAAGGUUCUCAGGGAAGACAUUCCACUGCGCCCGAUGGGGACCCCGCCUAUAUGCAUCUCCAAGAUUCAGACGAUGUCUGCCUAUCGCUAAAGUUAUUUUGUUAAUUUCCUUCAUUUUCAACGUCAUCGCAAUCACUUCCCAGAUAGCGUCGCCAGACCUUACACUAGAGGACGUUAUAAUUGCUGCUGCAUCGAUGGUGGGACUGGUACUUUGUCAAACAUAUGCCAUUAUGUUUCUCUGCUGGACAUUUAAGGAGUUCCCAGAGGACAAAUGGUGGUGGUGGCGCCUGAAAAUCUGCCACAUUGUGUCUCUUGUUACCAUCCUCAUUGCUUUCAUUUGCUGGAUUGCAUUUAAAGGUGAACGUUGUGACAGCAACUUUCCUACCUGGACACUGCUUGUUCCGCUAAUGCUGGGAUGGCUGUUAGCAUUACCCAUGGCACUUCCAUUUGGCCACAGCAGAAGUAAUGGAACUCGCAGAGCCAACACCACUGAAAGAGAACAGGGUAAUGGAGAAGGGCAAGAAUUGCAAAUCAUGAGACUAGAACAUUCUGAACCUGCAGCUGAACCUGAAAAUCCUCAGCUCGUUUAAAAGGGACACUCACAAUCAAGGCAAAUUCUGUGUCCCUCCCAUAGACUGGGACCUGGAAAACCCAUCUCUCCCACAGUGGGAAAAUGGUGCUCUGCAGCUGAAACUGGUCGUACCCUGGGAGAGAACAAAAUUGCACUUAUCUCAUCUCUUGGCCUCAAGAAAUGUAAUUCUUGAUAAUCUGCCAAAAUUAUCACAGGCACCUGAAUCAUAGUUUUAAGGUACCAUGCGUGAAGAGCCUGGAGGACUAAUCUCUCCACGG
Amblyraja radiata (thorny skate) is the source of this 977-nucleotide messenger RNA. RefSeq lists its product as uncharacterized. The transcript is spliced from 9 exons. The coding region runs from base 41 to 718 and encodes 225 amino acids. Lineage: Eukaryota; Metazoa; Chordata; Chondrichthyes; Rajiformes; Rajidae. The record is from RefSeq and is a predicted model, not a curated record.